Molecule: messenger RNA, 3009 nt
Organism: Tilletiaria anomala UBC 951
Lineage: Eukaryota; Fungi; Basidiomycota; Exobasidiomycetes; Georgefischeriales; Tilletiariaceae
Exons: 2
Biological process (GO): regulation of response to endoplasmic reticulum stress; membrane protein intracellular domain proteolysis
Cellular component (GO): cytoplasm; membrane
Molecular function (GO): metalloendopeptidase activity
Source: RefSeq, a predicted model, not a curated record
AUGCCUUAUAGCGUGCAGAUUAUAGAGCUGAUUGUGGUAGUCCUUCAGCCUCCUAUCCUAGCUUUCGCAUUUGAUGCCCCGAUUCCAGCAUACUCGCACCGGACCAGGAAAGUUCGUGAGCGACUGAGAGACUUUAGCGGCCUUCGUCGCGCCAGUCAUCGAGCUGGUCGCUUCAGGUGCAUCACACAUGUUCGUCCUUGCACCCGCAGCCCUUCUAAGCGGAUCCCUCGGUCUGACACCCUUUGUGUUCAAGGCCGUCUAGUCGACCGCAUCGAGCGCAAAUGACGAGAUGGUGUACCGCAGCGGUCCGUUCUUUACUUCUCCUUGCGUUCGCCCACGAUAGCUGGGCCCGACCUGAGGGUGAUGGGGCGGUCACACCAAUGGGCAUUCCUCAAAGUCAAGGUCAUGCGCUGAGCGCGGCCAAGGACAAGAUCAUCUUCCUCGCUCGUGCCUGGGCCGAGCAUGUUCCAGACAAGAAGGACGUGGCCCACACGCUCAUUCCCAUGGUCCUGCCAUGGCUGUGCCUGCAAGUCGUCCUGCGAACCUGGCUGCAUCACCGCAAUGGAAACCAAGCAAGCUAUGCGUACGACUACGGUACCGCCGGUGGUGCACUGUCGACGUUCUCGGUACUUGUCCGCAAGUAUCAUCUGCAUGGUGUCAAGGCUGCAUUGCGCGCGCUGCCGUCGUGGAUGCACGGAGGCGCCCCAGUGGGGUCAAGGUGGUCGCAUUUAGCGUAUGAACUUGCACAGCCCACCGGUUGUGAAGACUCGCCGACAGGCCAUUCGCCUGCUGUUACCCCACCUCCUCCCCCGAAAUUUGACGAGGAAAGUAGUGCAGGUGGUGCAGAUAGCGACGAUGAAGAGGACGAAGGACAGGACGACUCGUCCCCCGAGGCGGUCACAGCGGUGCAACUAUCAUGGUGGAGCUUGCGGCUCGAAACGACGCACUUCAACCUCAGCUUGGCUCGUUUUGUCGAUUACUGCGCGAAUGAAAGCCGCUCAGGCACAACCGGAGCAUCUCGACUUGCUCUCAUGAGAGCAUACACGGGUCAAACGAUUGUUGCGUCACUCGUUUAUUCCCUCUUGGUCCUGCUCAUUCUGCACAUAUGGGCUGGAACGCUGUUCUGGCGCUUCGUGAUGCUCAGUGCACAGGAUGGGAAUUCACAGACGAAUGCCAUAUUGUCGAAUUCCAUCUUUGCACGUCGCAACAGUAACGAUGGCGAUGUGGAUGCCCCAUACAACGGGACAGAACUCCAACCAGAACCUCCUCAUCUGUCUUUACUCAUACCCGGCAUAUCGCUCCCGGUGUCCCACUUGCCCCUGUUGAUUGGUUCGCUCAUUUUCGCUCAGUUCAUCCAUGAAAUCCUAGGUCAUACGCUUACGGCGGCAGUCGCAUCCCAGCGCAUUCUUGGUGCUGCCACAGCGUACUUGCCGAGAAGAGCCGGCAUCUGGAUGCCCAUCCCGGGCUUCGUUGCUGGCGCCUAUGUCGUCUUUCCCCGUGCGAUCAAGAAGAUGGACAUCGCACGUGCGGUGGACCAGCUCCGCAGGUCCGGGGGACAAAGCGCGAACGGCAAUACCACAGCUGCUUGUACCACUUCCGCAGAGCAUAUCGAGAUGCAGAGUGAACCGCCGGGGACUGAUCAGGACGCGCCUCGGCUAGACGUCAUCAUGAAAGCUGUGCAGCUGCAAAGCGUGCACGCCAUCACGGUCGCUGCGGGCAUUGGUGCAAAUGUGCUAUGGCUGCUUGCGUUUUUCUUUACUGUCGGACUGAUGCCCGAUUCCAGCUUUUCGCCAGAUGCAGGUGCGCAGCUUGGCCUCGUUGCGCAUCGUUCAUUUCUUCGAGCCAAUACGUAUCCCUGGAACCUAGCGGGGAUCGCACGUGCUGCAGGAUGGAGCGAUGACCCUCUAUCAGCUGCAAGCGCCGAGGGCCUGCAAGGGGGCCUGCGCAUCAGCAACAUUGCUAGCACAUCACCUCUGCUGGCGCCAGCGAUGGGUGACGCAGUUCGCAUCAACGAUAUCAUUCUUGCUCUCGACGACGUCGCAUUUUACAAGACACCGUCAAAUUUCACGUGGGGAGAGUCUGUCUGGAAUGGCAUUAAUGGCACUGAUGCUGAUCAGCGUCUACGCCAAUGGGAGAUGGGGAUCGCUACACCAGCUGCCGAUGGCCAGAUCAAAGGAUGGUGCUACGACAAAGCACAGUGGAAGAGGCUACCGACGGACGGUUGCGACAUCGCACAAGGCGACUCCGACGCGGCGCGGUCGGGAAUAUGCUUCCAGCUGAGCGGAAACAACGCUGGCAAAGAAUUGCAUCGCGUCGACAUCACAAGCUUACUCGAGGGACGCGUUGGCGGGUACAACGCUUCGCGAUGCGAACGUGCGAUUGAAUGCCCUGUGACCCCCUCGAGCGACGCUCUGUGCAUCCGCCCAAAUCCCAGGGAGCAAUUGAUACGGCUGACGCUGCUCGACAGAUCUGUCGAAGCCUUGACAAGGGCCAGCGGCGGUGCAGGUUUUCCAUCGACGACGCUUCUAUUUCAAGCUCCGCGAGCGGAGCUGCUGACGCGGUUGACCGUCUCGCCGUACACACCGCGAGCGCUGCUGCGCGCACUGCUGCCGACGUUUCUGACGGACAGCUUUCUGGCACUCGCAGAGCUUGCACUAGAGUACUUUGUCCUGGUCAGUCUGAGCUUGAUCGUGAUCAAUUCGCUUCCACUCCCGGGCUUGGACGGUAACGAGCUGCUCGAGCUGUUCGCCACCUUCCUGCUCUUAUUCAGCGCCCGCUUCUCGGCACAUCGGGAACGAGACGAUGGAUGGCAAGGAGAAGACGUGGAGGGUGGAGUGUCGCCGUCUGCUUCGACGAGUUCAGCUCAGAUGCACACGCGCCGCAUCCAAUGCAUCCGGCGGGUACUUCAGAUCUUCCUGCUCGCGGAGCUUUCUGUCAUCGUCAUAGAUGGCUUGUCGCACUGGCUGAAUGUACGACAUGUAGCAUAGAUCCAAAAAAACAUUGACUCUC